This is a messenger RNA of Solanum verrucosum, 744 nucleotides long. RefSeq names its product zinc finger protein ZAT12-like. The record is from RefSeq and is a predicted model, not a curated record. Lineage: Eukaryota; Viridiplantae; Streptophyta; Magnoliopsida; Solanales; Solanaceae. The transcript is spliced from 3 exons. The coding region runs from base 1 to 744 and encodes 247 amino acids.
AUGACAAUAAAGAGGAGAAGAGAAGAAGAAAUAGUAACAGUGGAGACACUAGCCAUGGCUAAUUGUGUCAAUAUUUUAGAGAAGAAUAGUUCACUAUCACGUCGAUUUUAUGAGUGCAAAACUUGUAAGAAGCAGUUUGAAUCGUUCCAAGCUUUAGGCGGACACAGAGCAAGUCACAAGAAACCAAAACUGGUAUUACCUUCAGAUUCGAUUAAAUCUAAGACGAAGAAACACGAAUGCUCUUAUUGCGGUGAAGAAUUUGUACUUGGACAAGCUUUGGGUGGACAUAUGAGAAAGCAUCGCGAUAAAUUAAUGGAGAAACCAAAGGAGACAAAUACUACUGAGUUUUUGAAGACGAAGGAAAAGAUCGAGACGGAGAGUGAAAAUAAAUUUUGCUUAGAUUUGAAUUUGACACCGUAUGAGAAUGAUCAGUUGACGUUGGGGAUUAUCCCGUUUACAAUCGAGAUCGAGAUCGUCGUAAUUCAUUUGAAUGCAAAACCUGCAAAAGACGGUUCUCAUCUUUCCAAGCGCUUGGCGGCCAUCGAACGAGCUUUAGGUGGACAUAUGAGGCGUCACCGUGCCCCUGUAAAUGAAAUUAAAGAUUCAUCGUCGGCGAGAAGGAUACCAGUUUUGAAGAAAUCUAAUAGUAGAAAGAGGAUAUUUUGCGUGGAUCUUAAUUUAACUCCUGAUGAGAAUGAUGAUUCCCUCACACACCUCCAUUGUUAUCCUCUUAGGACUAGCUAG